Molecule: messenger RNA, 4091 nt
Organism: Poecilia reticulata (guppy)
Lineage: Eukaryota; Metazoa; Chordata; Actinopteri; Cyprinodontiformes; Poeciliidae
Product: properdin
Source: RefSeq, a predicted model, not a curated record
UUGCAGAAAUGAGGACCAGAUGUUGAUCAACGGCUCAUCCAACAGAUUCUGAAUCAGCGGAAGGUCAGAGGGGCGGACCAGAACCAGAACCAGAACCAGUUUCAGGGGAAAAGGAAAGUGAAGCUUUAAUUCUGUCCAGGAUCUCCAGGAUGAAGGAAACGUUCAGGUUUCUGGUGGUUUUGGUUCCUCUGCUGGUUUCUGUGGAGCGCUCAGAGUGUGUGCGGUGUUUUGGUUCCUUCGACCUGACCACAGGUGAGUGCAGUGAAGAUCUGGGCGUUGUGAACCAAGAUGACUGCUGUCAGAACUCCCAAUACGGCUACGAAGCAGAAGAUGGAUCGUGUCGGUCCUGUGGUCCACCUACAUGGUCUCCCUGGACGUCUUGGUCAUUCUGCAAUGUUCUGUGUGGAGCGGGCGUGAAACAGAGAAGCAGGAAGUGUCAUGGCUUUGGAGAGUGUGAGAACCCGCAGGACACACUGCAGACAGACGUGUGCAGCGGCACCUGCUGCAAUGACAAGGGCUGGGGCUUAUGGAACCCCUGGACUCCAUGCUCAGUCACCUGUGGAGGAACAGGAACCCGAACGAGACGGAGAGUCUGCUCCAGUCCUCCUGAGUGUCGCUCAGCAUGCACUGGCCCUGAAGAAGAGAAAGAGUCCUGUGAGGCCAGCAACAGGUGUCCAGUCCAUGGAAGUUGGUCGAGUUGGGACGCUUGGUCACAGUGCUCUGGUUCAUGUAUCACUGACCAAAACAUGCCCACAAGAGUCCGACAGCGCACCUGCUCCAACCCAGCCCCCUCUGCUGACACCGUGCCACCAGGCAACAACUGUCCUGGUGAUGCUUUUGAGACGCAGGACUGCAGCGAGAUCCCUAAUUGUCCAGUGGACGGCAACUGGGGGUUCUGGUUUCCACCUGGCCCCUGCUCCGUCUCUUGUGGAGAGGGUCUGAAGAUGUCAUUUAGGCGGUGUGACAGCCCCAGCCCCAAAUAUGGUGGAAAACAUUGUGAGGGGCCAAGCACUCAGAGCAGCGUCUGUAGUAGUCCCUGUCCUGUCCAUGGAGUCUGGUCCGGUUGGUCAAACUGGGGCGACUGUUCGUCUUCCUGCAUCCCACCUGGCAGAGCUUCAUUGAGGACACGCCAUCGAUCUUGUUCUAACCCGGCCCCAUCGUUGAACCCACCUGGUAAUGAAUGCCAAGGUGACAACUCCCAAACUGAGCACUGCAACCACCUACCUCAUUGCCCAGUGGAUGGCAACUGGGGUCCUUGGUCAGCCUUCACUCCAUGCCCUGUUACAUGUGGCGUGGCUCUUCAGGCCUCGGAGAGGAGAUGCAACAACCCUGCUCCCGAUCAUGGCGGCCGUCCAUGUCCUGGAAACGACAAGCAAACCAAACUUUGCUCAACACAAGUCCACUGCCCAGUGGACGGCGUGUGGGGCGAGUGGACCGCCUGGAGUGCCUGUACGUACCCCUGGGGAGGGAGAGACAUCCGGUGCCUGACAACGGGGGGCAAGCAGACUCGGAGCCGCUCCUGCCUGCAUCGAGCUCACAACGGCUCCAUCUGCACCGACGGAAAGUUGACAGACACUCAGGUCUGCUACAACGUUGACAAGUGCUAUUUGAAAGGAACCUGGGACGGCUGGGAGCCUUGGAGUUUAUGCACACCGGCCUGCGGAGCCUCGUCUAAACGCAGGAGGUUCCUCAUCUGUACACCUGACUACAGCGACUACAGUCCAACUAUUGGUCGUCAGCGGGAACCAGCACAUUUCCAUGGAAAGCCAAAGGCCGACUGUGGCGCGGUUCCUGACGGAGGGAAGAAGUAUGAACUUGAAGACUGCCUUAAUGUCCCUCCCUGCACCUAACAACGCAUCAGCCCACAACUUCAGGAAUGUCAAAGCUAGCUUUCUUUGUGGAAUAUUAGCAGAAACUGCAUUUUAAAAAGUCUUUUUACUCUGCUAGAUGGGCACAUUUGUUGCCUCGCUUUUUGUGAUAUCACACUUUAUACAUCCACAUCAGAUUCUUUAUUAUUGUAAUAGCUUUAAAAUAAGAAUAAAACGUGUUUCUUCCGCUUCUGAAAUAGUAAUUCAAUAUUAGGAAAUAAGUCACACUAAAAACUCAGCCAGUUUUCCAGUCGCAAACAAAGGAAGUCGUUCACUCGUCUUAUUUAAAGUUAUUCUGUAUCCAAAAGAUUAGCCUUAAGAAUGUUCUUUUUACGGUUUCUAAAUGUUUUGGGCCAAAGUCCUCAGUCUGUCGUUUGUGGCCCGACAUACUAUUAUAUUCUAAUGAAAACAAAACAAAACAAAAAAAAUUUAAAUGAACGAUGUGGCUGAUAGAAAGAAAAAUACGUUCAUUUAAGAUCGUCUGAUUCCUAAAAUAAUUACAGUGUCCAUCUGCAUCAGCUCCAACUGCUUUAAAAAAAACAACAAAGUGCCCAACAAGGUAAAGAACAGGGAUAGUAACACAUAAAAUAAAGACAUAAGCAACAGAAAAAGAACAGGGAGAAAAAUCAAAUCAAAUCAAACUAAUUUAGUUGGUUUUUACAGACAUAAUUUUUGCAUGAAAUAUAAAAAAAAAAAACACACCAGAUGUACCAGCGUUGUGCUGCUUCUGCCAGCUUAAAGCUCUUUAUUCAGUUUGAAAGACGUCAAAGAGACAUUCAGACACACCGUGGCAUCCGGCCGCCUCUUUCCCAGCACGUAUACAUACAGUAUCAUCUCUGGCUCACGCGUUUCGUAAGGCACAAGAUAAAUUAAAAAGACGGAGGAGAAGAACCACCUUUAGAAGACGACGUCGGCCUCAGAGGCUUUUCAAAGCCGACGGGCUUCCAGGAGAACGCAACGCUUCUUACAAAACAGAACAGGACAAAAAAGGCUGGAAAACACACAGAACUAUUCAUAUACACAUUUAAAAUACUUUCUCAAUGCUUGAUGUAAACGCAACAUGCAGAAAUCGACAGGUUGUAGGUGUUCAGAAGGUCAAAGGUCAAGCUGCUGCCUCUGUAGUGUCAAACAGCAGCAGCAGAUUUAUCUAAAGUUUCAUACCAAGACCUGCAUUAUGCUGCUGGUCAGACGAUUCCCUCACGAAGCAGAGCUGUAAAGUAAAAGCACUGCUCAAUAAAAUGUAUAUAUAGAAAAAAAAUAAUAAUUAAAAGCCAUCUUCUGAGUUUCCUUUUAAAUACAACGUGAAAAACAAAAAGUUAAGACUGAAUGUUUCUAUAGACAGAAUGUGAACAAGUCAAAGUACUGACAACAGAGCUCAUCGUAAAAUAAGCGACAACCAGGCCCGCUGUGAGAGUUAUGAAGGUUAAAAUGGUUCCAAAUUUACACAUUUUACGAUUUUAAAGUCACUGUGUGUAGAUUUAGUCAGGAAUGAAAACGUCAAGUAGAUCUUCCAAAAAGCCUCCAUCAUGUUUCCAGUCCAAAUGAACUGGUUUUACUCUGGAAGCAGGACUGGAACCGGAUCGGAGUCAGAGCAGCGUGUACCUCCCCAACGUGCUGCUGCGCACUGCAAGUCAGAUGGAUGAAAAGAGCAACGCUGGCAAUAAAAUAAAUAAAUAAAAUGCAGAAUUAUGUGUUGAGUUUUCCACUUGUGUUUAACUGCAAAAACGUGAAACCAGAGCGUCCACAAACCCCACUGCUAAAUUAACCCUUUAAUCCCAGGUGCAUCUUUAUGGUGCAUUAACAUUUACAGCACUACAGCGCCACCUGCAGGCGUGGCAUGCAGUGGUUACUACAGUGUUUUGAAUGCACCAGGUGCUUUCAUGUAGAUCAAUACGAAGUGAUGCUGUGUUUAUGCGAAACUUUUUAAAAAUGAACUUUGAAAAAACUAAAUUUUAAUCUGGACCAGUUCAAAAACGACCAACCAUUGUUUAGUUUCCAUUAAAGCACUAAAUCCUACAAAAUUUUCAUUUGAAAAUUAGAUACUUUCCCAAGAUUUCCCUUUAAAGUCACUCAGGAUGGACAUUUCAGUACAAACUGUUUACUAAUGUUCUUGUUUUGUUUCGUUUUAUUUAUUUUUUACUUCUGAAGGAGCCCGACUUCUCAGACAGGAUUUUUGCCAAAUCACAAACUCACAAUGUGAUUUGGCAAAAAAAAAAAAAAAAA